CUACAUUUAUAUUCAGGGCGUUUAGCAGACAAUUUUAUCAAAAGACACUUACAAUAAGUCCAUUUGUCAGAAGAAAGAGAAACAACAAUAUAUUGCUGUAGGUAAGGUAAGGAUGUUCAUAGAACCAAGGGCCAAGCACUAACCAUCACUAGGUUAACCCAUUCCCCGUACACAACACAGAUAGCUAGGAGAAGGCGCUACACCAUGCUUAGUAAUAGUUUUAAGUUCCAGGAUGACUAACUUACAAUAAGUGCGUACAUUAAGUGCCAUUAUUCAUAUAAAAAUCGAUACAUUUUAUUCCAACUGAUUUAUGAUUCAUUUUCUAUUAUUAUUUAUUCACCUCAAUAGAAUCAAUCGUCGCUCAAAACACAUUAUCUCGUCGGGGUUCUUGUUUUGUGUGUAUUUUGUAUAAUCCCCAUGAGCCAAUCAAUGUUCUGCACAAACAACCCAGGACUCUGAAACACCACUCCAGGACUAGCUGACGUCAGAGUGUACGGACCGAGAAACAAAUCCUCUAAAACAGUAUUGAGUUUUCUGUAAAAAUAUAAAAGUAUUGACACGUUUUAUGGCGACUGCUUUGCAAAAAAAGCCAUUUAGCGUAGAGGAAAUGGUGUAUUGAUGAACGCAAUUCCGCUGUGGCCCUCCCCCAUCAAUCCAUCGAGCCAUGAUGGCCCUAGCAGACGUUACCUUCGCCCUAUAAAACAGAGGAUUCGUCCUGAGCGGUCAGAACAGCCCCACAGACCUGCACUAGCCUCCAGCCUCCAGACCUUCAACAACAUCACAGACAUGGCUUCGACCUCUGUGCUGCUUUGUGCGCUGGCGCUGCUGUCGUGUUGGACGGCCCUCGCCACACAGGCCCCUGCGGAGGGGGGGGCUGGCGGCGGCAGGCUGAACCAGCUGCUGGGCAGGGGGGGGGCCGGGGAGACCUCCCCCAGAGGGGACCUUCACACCCGAGUGUCCCGCAUGGAGAAGAUGACCCUGUCGGAGCAGGAGCGUGAGCUCAGGACCAAGGAGAUCAUGGCGGCCAUCUCAGAGAUGGUGAACUCUGGGUGCCCGUCCAGCCGGGACUACCAAGGCUGGGUGGACUUUGGCCGGCGCAGUGCAGAGAGGACGGAGUGAUCUCCAGCAGCGACCAGCAGCAAAGACGUCGGAACAUAGGUGUAUUGUGUCCAUUUUUGUAUCUCUUAAAAUCAACAUGUGAUAUUUUGUAAGAAGCUAAUAAAGCAGAGCUGUGCGGUGAAUGCGUUGAUUGGUUGAUCUUUGUGUUCCACUUCACGAGGGUAGACAGGCAAACAACAAGAGGCAAUAGGGAAUGCCGGUAAAUCCACAGUAAGGUUUAUUCACAGAUCAAUCACGGUAUUUACACGUCGACAAAAGACUGGGAUUGUGACCUCCAUCAACACACAUGGGUAGAGCAUUUCAAAGUCUCAGAGAUGAGACACAGAACAGUUUGGUUCAUUAUUGCCACAAACUAGCGUCACCUUUGGAUUCCUCCUUUUUCUUAUCCUAGCUUUCCUACGUUAUUAUUGAUUUCUGAUUGUACACAAAGUUCCUUUAAAGAAGUCUGAAUAAAUACAUUCAUCUGGUGUCACAUCAGCUCCAUGAAGCUCUUCUUAGACAGGGCUGUGUCCACAUUACAGUCGAGU
Gadus macrocephalus (Pacific cod) is the source of this 1646-nucleotide messenger RNA. RefSeq lists its product as uncharacterized. The coding region runs from base 619 to 1119 and encodes 166 amino acids. Lineage: Eukaryota; Metazoa; Chordata; Actinopteri; Gadiformes; Gadidae. The transcript has 3 exons. Gene Ontology annotation, molecular function: hormone activity. Gene Ontology annotation, cellular component: extracellular region. The record is from RefSeq and is a predicted model, not a curated record.